Molecule: messenger RNA, 2747 nt
Organism: Centruroides sculpturatus (bark scorpion)
Lineage: Eukaryota; Metazoa; Arthropoda; Arachnida; Scorpiones; Buthidae
Product: TWiK family of potassium channels protein 18-like
Exons: 3
Coding region: 1905-2747 (280 amino acids)
Biological process (GO): stabilization of membrane potential; potassium ion transmembrane transport
Cellular component (GO): membrane
Molecular function (GO): potassium ion leak channel activity
Source: RefSeq, a predicted model, not a curated record
AAACGUUGAAGUACGUACAUGAAAUGCAUAUUUGUGAACGUCAAACGUUAAUUGAACAUCGAAUCUGCAGUAGAAUCUAGAAAAAUUUCGUUUCUUAAAUACAUCAAAGAAUAUAAAUUUUCUUAAAAUCUAUUUUAAAAUCUUCCUAAAAUUAUUUUUUGAAGGAGUAUAUAUACUUUUUAAUUUUAAUGAAUCAGUCCUUAGCUAUUUUUACUGCUUCUCAGAUUAAGGUCGGUUACUUGUUUGCCAAAUUUGUGUUACAAGUACAAAAAUAUGAGUAAGUUCGAGCAUUUUUAUCAUAUUUUUUUAGUAUUUAACACUACAAAUAAUUGGAUUCUUCAUAAAAUUCGAAAAGUCUAUUUUACAAGAAAGGGUUCUUCAGAAAUCCCAAAUGUGAUCGUUCGGGUAUAGAAUAACUCCUAAUGAUUCUAAUCUAUAAAAACUGAAACUUACACAUUGUUAAUAAAGUAUAUAAACUCGAUUAUCGGCAAACUAAGGAUCGAGGAAGGAUUUUUGAAUAAAUCAUCUUCCAUCUUAGGUCAUAUGUAAAAAAGGACAUACAUCUGGGAAACUUCAAUUUGAGACUAAUUGAUAAAGUUGUUGAAAGGUAUAAUGCUUUAUUUCACCUAUUAAUAGAAAUAGGAAGGUGAUAGUUUCUACUCAUGAAUUAUUCAUUCUAAUUCUAGAACAUUAUAACGUUUUUGUGAAUUAUUUUAAUGUAUAAAUGCUCUAUUCAAAAUCUUGCAUUCGCAUUGUCUUCUUAGAUAUAAGACAAUGCCGUAGACCUUGAACAAAGCAUCUGCGAUUUAUUUUGGUCAUUUGGUUCUUGUCUAGAAGAUAAAACAUAUGAAGUACUUAUGCCUGUUACCUUAUAUAUUAUCGUUACGUUAAAAAAUUCUUUGCUAAGCGAAUUAACAUUUUACAAAAUUUCAUAGAAUCAAUUAACUCAUAAAUCAUUGCCGCGAUUUAAUUAGUCAAUUUUAUUAAUUUUUAAUUAAAGGAAUGAAGUUGUACGUGGAUACUUUACUUUUCCUCAUUCAAGGUUGAAAUCGAGAAGCAGGAUUUUGCAACUUUACAAAUUUAGAAAAUGUUUAUUUCCAACUUUUUAACGAUUAAACAGUCAAGUUGUAAAUAUAAUUCAAACAUUAAGUACAUUAAAAAUGAAUAAACUAUUGUUGUUUUGCACAAAACAGAUGCGUGUCAAUCCAUUCAUUCACAUCCUUCCAUACAUAUAUAGUUGCUUAGUUACGAUAUGAAUAUGAAUAAUUUAAGAGUUUAUUUUAAAAAUUCUUUUCCUAGACUCGUUCAAAUUAAAUUAUUCACUCAUUCGUUAAGAUUUAGUAAGCGAUCUUAUAAUAUUUUUUGACAAAAUUAGGCCAGUUUGAAUCAAAAAUCGAUGAAGUCCCAGACUUUGCAAAGGUCACUCAACCACUUAUUGGUUCGUGCAGCCUGGCACAAUCGAUAAUUGCGUGAUAUAUAUUGUAUAUUUUCCAGGUAAUGACGAUAAAAAAAAAGUAAGAAACUAGCCUACAUUUUCAAAAUGGCGCCACUUUGAGAUACCUCAUUCUCUUCAGUCCGUUGCUUAAUGCAUUUUAAUGGUAAGUCUUAAUAGAUUUUCAAGAAGUUUUUUAAUAUUAAACUCAAAAUUGAUUUGUACUUUAUGUUUUUAUAAUGAACGAAUAUAUCUAAUUUUUAAUAUAUUUAUUUAUGUAUAUUUAAAUUGUAGAGACAAGAUAUAUAAAUUUUUAUGAAGAAAAUGAUCAUUAGCAUAUACUGUAUCUAACAUUGGAGUAAUAUCCUUGAUCUUUUUAGAGUUUAACUUAAUUUUAUUCAAUAAUUUGAUACUUAGACUCAAGAUUAAGUAAGACAUUAAAAAUAAUUUUCUUAGGAAUUAAAUGUAAGUUAUGUCUUCAACUAAAGAAAAUUCGAAAAACUCGAGAAAUCAGUACCAUGCUGUGGCACCCCUAGAAGAUGGCUUAGAAAAUAAAAACAAAGAAAUUAAAUCGGAUAAGGAUAAGGAUAAGAAAACGAAGCAGAAGAUUAAAAAGAAGAAAACAAAAAAUAAAAAAUGGGUUUUACUCAAACUGACAGGAUUUACUCUCAUUUAUUUUAGUUACGCCCUUAUUGGCGCCUAUAUUUUCUCCUUAUUGGAAUCGCCAGAACACGAAGAGUUUCAUUAUCACGUGAACAGAUGGAAAAACGAUACUUCGAUCCUUCUAGCCACAGAUUUAAGAAAAAUCGUUCCGUACGAAGCUGAAUGGGCCAAAACGGUUUAUCGCCAUCUUCAUAUCUUUGAGAAAGAUCUGUUGAAAGCUUACUUAGAAGGAUAUAGAAGAUCCGAUGUGAAUUCCGUCUGGUCCCUUGCCAAUUCCUUUUAUUUCAGCGUAAUCGUUAUGACAACGACAGGAUACGAAAAUGUUACUAUUCGUUCAACGUGGGGAAAGUUAUUCCUGUUACUUUAUUUAAUUGUGGGUUUACCGGUAACGAUCACGUGGUUAUUUUUUGUAGGUUACUACUUAGCAGAAUUAUGGCUCUGGUUGUUAAGUGGGAAGUGUUUUUUUAGAAGAAAACGUAAGGUUCAUCCUAUCACCAAUACGCUGGCAAAACAAUAUAUAAUUGAUCGACCGGCAACUCGUCCUUCUAGUUCUGCCAUUUUAACCUCUCCUAAAGAACUGGAGAAGCAUUUCGAUUCUAAAAACAUCAAAUUUCAUAAAAGGAGACUGUUCAAACAUAAAGCAUGUAUCUAA